This is a messenger RNA of Geodia barretti, 1023 nucleotides long. Lineage: Eukaryota; Metazoa; Porifera; Demospongiae; Tetractinellida; Geodiidae. The record is from the annotation of a GenBank genome assembly.
GUGUUCCAGGUCCCGCCCGUCUCCCGCGCGCUUGAUGAGGCGAUUCGACGCGCCAUCGACUCGAAGACCAAGCCGCCGGGUGCCCUGGGUGUGGUGGAGGCCGUCGCCGCCCAGAUCGCCCGCGUUCAGAAUACCCUCACGCCCGAACUGCGAAGCUGCCGCCUGACCCUCUUCGCCGGUGACCACGGCAUUGCGGCCGAGUCCGUCUCGGCCUACCCCCAGGCCGUGACCCGGCAGAUGGUGGCCAACUUUCUUGCCGGCGGCGCCGCCGCCAACGUGUUCGCCCGGACCAACGGCGUGGAGCUGCAGGUGGUGGAUGCCGGCGUCGCCGGCGGCCCCAUCGAGGCGCCGGGCCUGGUGUCGCGGCGGAUCGCGGCGGGCACGCGCAACUUCGCGGUGGAGCCGGCCAUGACCGCGGAGCAAUGCGAAACGGCCUUGCGCGCCGGCGAGGCCCUGGGCGUAGCCGUGGCGGCGGACACGGCGGCCUUCGGCGAGAUGGGCAUCGGCAACACGUCCUCGGCCACGCUGGUGGCCCACAAGCUCACCGGUACGGCCCUCGACUCCCUGGUGGGCCGGGGGGCCGGGCUCGACGACGCAGGUCUGUCACGGAAGCAGGGCAUCCUGGAACAAGCGGCCCGGCGCACGGCGGCACCGCUCGACGCCCGUGACGCGCUACGGGAAUACGGCGGCUUCGAGAUGGUGAUGAUGGCGGGAGCCAUGAUGGGUGCUGCCCGGGCCGGGGCGGUGGUGCUGGUGGACGGGUUCAUCGCCAGCGUGGCCGCGCUGGCCGCGACGGAGAUGGCUCCGCCGCUGCGGGACUACCUCGUCUUCGGCCACCGGUCCGCCGAGCACGGCCACGGCGUGGUGCUGGCGGCCCUUGACGCCCGUCCGCUGCUGGAACUCGACAUGCGCCUCGGCGAAGGCACCGGCGCGCUGCUGGCGUGGCCUGUGCUCAAGUGCGCGGCGGCCAUGCUGUCCGAGAUGGCGAGUUUCGAGAGCGCCGGCGUGAGCGGUCCGGUCUGA